Molecule: messenger RNA, 3573 nt
Organism: Gymnogyps californianus (California condor)
Lineage: Eukaryota; Metazoa; Chordata; Aves; Accipitriformes; Cathartidae
Gene: MYT1L
Product: myelin transcription factor 1 like
Exons: 20
Coding region: 1-3573 (1190 amino acids)
Biological process (GO): regulation of transcription by RNA polymerase II
Cellular component (GO): nucleus
Molecular function (GO): zinc ion binding; DNA-binding transcription factor activity, RNA polymerase II-specific; RNA polymerase II cis-regulatory region sequence-specific DNA binding
Source: RefSeq, a predicted model, not a curated record
AUGGAGGUGGAUGCAGACGAGAAGCGCCAUCGCACACGCUCCAAAGGUGUUCGAGUUCCCGUGGAACCAGCCAUACAAGAGCUGUUCAGCUGUCCCACGCCUGGCUGUGAUGGCAGUGGUCAUGUUAGUGGCAAAUAUGCAAGGCACAGAAGUGUUUAUGGCUGUCCUUUGGCAAAAAAAAGAAAAACACAAGAUAAGCAACCCCAAGAACCAGCCCCCAAAAGAAAACCCUUUGUGGUUAAAGCAGACAACUCUUCGGUAGAUGAGUGCUAUGAAACUGAUGGAACAGAGGAGAUGGAUGAAAAGGAAGAGGAAGAAGAGGAAGAGGAUGAAGAAGAGGAGGAAUAUUCUGAUGAUAAUGAGGAGCAAGGUGAUGAGGAGGAGGAUGAUGAGGAGAUAGAUCGAGAAGAAGAAGAGGAGAUUGAAGAGGAAGAAGAGGAGGAUGAAGAGGAAGGUGAAGAUGUGGAGGAUGAAGAGGAGGAGGAGGAAGAGGAGGAGGAAGAAGAGGAGGAGGAGGAAGAACAAGACCAUCAAAUGAAUUGUCACAAUACUCGAAUAAUGCAAGACACAGAAAAAGACGAUAACAAUAAUGAUGAGUAUGAUAAUUACGAUGAACUGGUGGCCAAGUCAUUGUUAAAUCUUGGCAAAAUUGCAGAGGAUGCAGCAUACAGAGCCAGGACAGAAUCAGAAAUGAACAGCAAUACAUCUAAUAGUCUGGAAGAUGAUAGUGACAAAAAUGAAAAUAUUGGUCGGAAAAGUGAGCUGAGUUUAGAUUUAGACAGUGAUGUUGUUAGGGAAACAGUGGACUCCCUUAAAUUAUUAGCACAAGGACAUGGUGUAGUGCUUUCAGAAAACAUUAAUGACAGAAAUUAUGCAGACAAUACUUCACAGCAAGAUAAUAGGAAUAUGAACUUUGUAAUGCUAGGGAAGCCUGUGAACAAUGGACUUACAGAAAAAAUGGUGGAGGAGAGUGAUGAAGAGGUGUGUCUCAGCAGUUUGGAGUGCUUAAGGAACCAGUGUUUUGAUCUGGCUAGGAAACUCAGUGAGACAAACCCACAGGAAAGAAAUCAACAGCAAAACAUGAACACUCGUCAGCAUGUCAGGCAAGAAGAUGACUUCCAAGGAAGAACACCAGACCGGAAUUACUCUGAUAUGAUGAACCUAAUGAGGCUUGAAGAACAGUUGAGCCCCAGAUCUAGGACUUUUUCUAGCUGUGCAAAGGAGGAUGGUUGUCAUGAAAGAGACGAUGAUACCACCUCUAUUACUUCAGAUAGGUCUGAAGAAGUGUUUGAUAUGACAAAAGGUAACUUAACCCUGCUUGAGAAAGCAAUUGCUUUGGAAACUGAGAGAGCAAAAGCCAUGAGAGAAAAAAUGGCAGUGGAAGCUGGAAGGAGGGAUAAUAUGAGAUCAUUUGAGGAACAGUCUCCAAGACACCUUUCUGGAGAUGACAGGAAGCCUAAACCCAGUGACGGCCAUGUCAAAAAGCCAUAUUAUGGUAAAGAUCCCUCAAGAACAGAAAAGAAAGAGAGCAAAUGUCCUACCCCUGGGUGUGAUGGAACUGGCCAUGUAACGGGGCUUUACCCCCAUCACCGCAGUUUGUCAGGAUGCCCACACAAAGAUAGGGUCCCUCCAGAAAUUCUUGCCAUGCAUGAAAAUGUUCUUAAGUGUCCUACACCAGGCUGCACAGGCCGGGGCCACGUAAAUAGCAACAGGAAUUCCCACAGAAGCCUCUCUGGAUGUCCUAUUGCUGCAGCAGAGAAACUGGCUAAAGCUCAAGAGAAGCAUCAGAACUGUGAUGUGUCAAAAUCAAACCAGGCAUCAGAUCGGGUUUUAAGGCCCAUGUGCUUUGUUAAGCAAUUGGAGAUCCCUCAGUAUGGCUACAGAAACAAUGUCCCCACCACCACACCCCGCUCCAACUUGGCCAAGGAACUAGAGAAAUACUCUAAGACUACGUUUGAAUAUAACAGUUAUGACAACCAUGCCUAUGGCAAGAGAGCCAUAGCUCCCAAGGUGCAAUCCAGGGAUAUAUCCCCCAAAGGAUAUGAUGCUAAACGCUACUGUAAGAAUUCAAGUCCAACCAGCAGCACAACAAGCAGUUAUGCCCCUAGCAGCAGCAGCAAUAUGAGUUGUGGUGGAGGCAGCAGUGCCAGCAGUACCUGCAGCAAGAGCAGCUUUGACUAUACUCAUGACAUGGAGGCAGCGCACAUGGCUGCUACUGCUAUUCUGAAUCUCUCCACUCGCUGCAGGGAGAUGCCUCAGAACCUCUCCACUAAGCCUCAGGAUCUCUGUGCGAGGAAUCCUGAUAUGGAAGUCGAUGAAAAUGGGACGUUGGAUCUGAGCAUGAACAAGCAGAGGCAGCGAGAUGGUUGCUGUACCAUUUUGACACCACUGGAGCCAAUGUCCCCACAACGGCAAGCCGUGAUGAAUAACCGGUGUUACCAACUGAACGAGGGUGACUGCUGGGACUUGCCAGUGGACUACACUAAAAUGAAGCCCAGUAGGAUAGAUGAAGAUGAUUCCAAAGAGAUUAAUCCAGAAGAUUUGGAUCCUUUCCAAGAGGCGCUUGAAGAAAGAAGGUAUCCUGGUGAAGUUACAAUCCCAAGUCCUAAACCCAAAUACCCUCAAUGCAAAGAGAGCAAAAAGGAUUUAAUAACUUUAUCUGGCUGUCCCUUGGCUGACAAAAGCAUUCGAAGUAUGCUGGCCACAAGCUCACAAGAACUCAAGUGUCCCACCCCUGGGUGUGAUGGCUCUGGGCAUAUUACUGGAAAUUAUGCUUCACAUCGAAGUCUUUCAGGCUGUCCGCGAGCAAAGAAAAGUGGAAUCAGGAUAGCACAAAGCAAGGAAGACAAAGAAGACCAAGAGCCAAUUAGAUGUCCAGUUCCUGGUUGUGAUGGUCAGGGUCAUAUAACUGGAAAAUAUGCAUCCCAUCGCAGUGCGUCAGGGUGUCCUCUAGCUGCCAAAAGGCAAAAGGAUGGGUACCUAAAUGGCUCACAGUUCUCUUGGAAGUCAGUGAAGACGGAAGGAAUGUCAUGUCCAACCCCAGGAUGUGAUGGCUCAGGACACGUCAGUGGUAGUUUUCUUACUCAUCGUAGUUUAUCAGGAUGCCCCAGAGCUACUUCAGCAAUGAAGAAGGCAAAGCUGUCUGGAGAACAAAUGCUAACAAUAAAGCAGCGGGCCAGUAAUGGUAUAGAAAAUGAUGAAGAAAUUAAACAGUUAGAUGAAGAAAUCAAAGAACUAAAUGAAUCCAACUCCCAGAUGGAAGCUGAUAUGAUUAAACUCAGAACUCAGAUUACCACAAUGGAGAGCAACCUGAAGACGAUAGAAGAGGAGAACAAAGUAAUUGAACAGCAAAAUGAGUCUCUUCUUCAUGAAUUGGCCAAUUUAAGCCAGUCUUUAAUUCAUAGUCUAGCUAAUAUCCAGCUGCCACAUAUGGAACCAAUCAAUGAACAAAAUUUUGAUGCUUACGUGACCACUUUGACGGACAUGUAUACAAAUCAAGAUCGUUAUCAGAGUCCAGAAAAUAAAGCCCUACUGGAAAAUAUAAAGCAGGCUGUGAGAGGAAUUCAGGUCUGA